UGUUCCUAGCACGUCAUAAAAGCAUAUAUUUUCCUGAACUCAGAAGGCUCAUAUAAUUUUCUAUUGAGUUUUUAACGUUAAAUUACAUAGAAAAAACUGAAAUGAAGUGUGCGGUUUCAAAUUGUACAAGUCAAAGCUGUCAAAAGGAAUCUUGCAGUUUCUUCAAUUUCCCUGUUAAUGAAGAGUUGUCAAAGAAAUGGGCGAUAUUCUGUAGGCGCAAAAAAGUUUUCAAUGCGCGAACGAGCUACAUAUGCAUGAAACAUUUUAAAAAGGAGGACAUCGAAAACGGAGUGGAGUACGAAAUGGGUUUUGCGAAAAAACGCAUACUUAAGCGCGGUGUUGUGCCAACUAUUUUCAAAGUGGAGGUAAGCAAUCCCGAGCGUAAAGAAAGAUCAAUGCAAAGAGAAAAUAGAAGGAUUGUGAACGAAUUAAUUAAACAAUAUGAUGCUGAACAUAAAUCUGCAAUACCGGUCGGAGAAGCGAAUAUGGAAACUUUAGAAACCGUUGAUCUAACAAACAGUGAUGUUCCUUUGUUGGAUAUGAGUAAUGCUAUUGAAACACCCACAUCGCUUGAGCCAUUCUUUGAAACGUAUAAAACACCGUUUAAGGAGAUUGAAGAUUUGGAAACGAAGUUAGAAAGACAGCAACAAGAAAUUGAAGAGUUACGCAAAGUAAAUAAAAAGCAACAGAGGGAAAUCGUUGUGGCCAAACAAGAAUUAGAAUUUAUAAAGCGCAAACAUAGCUAUGAACUAAAAUUAUUGGAAAAACAAGUAACAACUGCGCAAACUGAAAAGACAAGUAUAGAGGCGAAAUUAGUACAGAUUUUUUCAAAAAAACAGUUAGAUGUCUUAAAAUCUGAAAUGAACAGAACACAUUGGUCUAUAAGCGAUGUAGAACAAGCUAAGUUUAUAUAUACCAAAAGCAACAAAAUCUAUAACUACUUAUAUAAUCGAGGAUUUCCACUACCGGCGGUGCGCAAAGUGAAAUCAUGGUUGAAUACGAAAGCACCAGCAGCGCAUUUGAAGGAUCACUGUUAUACUUCAGAAUUGUUGCAAUAAGCUUAUCAUAUGUAUUUAGUGUAUAUAAUUAAAAACGUUGUAUAUAAUAAUUUAUAAAGAGAAUAAUGAAUUAAUAAUUCCUGAGUUUACGUU
Molecule: messenger RNA, 1151 nt
Organism: Bactrocera tryoni
Lineage: Eukaryota; Metazoa; Arthropoda; Insecta; Diptera; Tephritidae
Exons: 4
Coding region: 102-1058 (318 amino acids)
Molecular function (GO): sequence-specific DNA binding
Source: RefSeq, a predicted model, not a curated record